Molecule: messenger RNA, 869 nt
Organism: Polyporus arcularius HHB13444
Lineage: Eukaryota; Fungi; Basidiomycota; Agaricomycetes; Polyporales; Polyporaceae
Source: the annotation of a GenBank genome assembly
UACUACAUCCCUAUCCCCUACCUCUCCGAGAUCUUUCACUCCGCACGCCAGUCGCUUGCAGAAGAAAAGGCUUCACAGCUUUUCCAGGCGCUCUCUUCACACGCUUCGACGAGAUCAGCCCCGGCCUGGAGAUUCGAGAAACGCGUACACGUCCACUUGUCCAGCAACUGUCGGCCCCCGCCAUCGCCAAUGAGCACCAUUCGUCGAAGUUGAAGCUGUCUCUACGGCUGCUCGCCGGCACGGCUGCUGCGCUUGCACGAUGCAGUGUGUUUUCGUCCUUCUACUGGCUACCGUCGACGUCCACUUUUCCGGGCGUCGACGGCGUCCUCGCGAACCGCCGAAAUGUCUAUGCGGUACAAGCCAAUAUAGCCGAUGAAUACAGCAGCCCUGAGCAGGGCUCCAGAACGUCUGGACAAUGUUCGACCAAGAGGUUCGGUACAAGCGCGUUUGGCACGUUGUCUUCGUCACAGACUCCAAGACGUUGGCGUCUCGGUACGCGGCGACAUAUGCGCAAGAGCUGAAGGACUUUACUCUCGGACAGGACAAGGAGGUGAACGUGUGGGGUUGUGUUCUUCCAUCGUCGUAAGCCCUGCCCUGUCUGUCAUAUGUCGACUCCUCUACGCUGACGAGGAGCGCAGACGAUUGUGGAGCAGCGUCCUCUGAAUUGAUUGGGUCCUCGAAGUCCUACUGAUGUAUGAUAAUGUUCUGUCCGUCUUCGUCUAGUCGUUGAGAAAAUUAAGUAUGUAUGUAGUCGAGUUUGCGUGCAAAUUGCGUAUGGUCUGACCGGUCCGUGUAUCAAAUAGCUGGGCUCGUUCCUUGCGUCUAUGUCUGCGGCCCGAGGUCCCAUCCUCGAACCACAUGCAUACAAA